Liolophura sinensis is the source of this 1473-nucleotide messenger RNA. RefSeq names its product nmrA-like family domain-containing protein 1. NCBI's taxonomy places the organism in Eukaryota, Metazoa, Mollusca, Polyplacophora, Chitonida, Chitonidae. The coding region runs from base 262 to 1194 and encodes 310 amino acids. The transcript is spliced from 4 exons. Gene Ontology annotation, cellular component: nucleus. The record is from RefSeq and is a predicted model, not a curated record.
UAAUGCAGUAGGUAAUAUAGCUAUGCAGUAGGAAGCGUGUAUUUGGAAGGCAAUGCCGGCUCAUGCAUCCAGAACUCUACACUGGGGACAGCAUACUUAUAUUUUUAUUUCACGAUCAUAAUUCACAAUAUUCAUCAGUUCGAUUGAACUUUGACGAAACGUGUUUGGAAAUUGCAUUUUGGACAAAUUAGUAUUUUUGUCUUGGCUAUAGAACAGAUCGCUGUGGACGUGGGAUCAGAAGGUAACAUUGGCUUCUUGAGGAUGUCCAUGUUGAUUACUGUAUUCGGGGCUGACGGGCGACAGGGCCAGUCCGUAGUUCACAGAUUGGUCAAUGAUGGAAAAUUCUCUGUGCGAGCAGUGCUCAGUAACAACAACAGAAACGCCUUGGCAAUAGGAAGAGUGGAAAUCACACGAUGUGAUUUAGGCGACAAAGACGCCGUUCAACAAGCUGUCUGUGGGUCGUAUGGCUGUUUUGUUCUUACAAGGACGGAGGUAAGCCGGCCAGACGCGACGGAGAAGGAAAUCCGGGAAGGCAAGAACAUCGCCGACGCAUGCGCCCUCCACAAAGUGAGUCACGUGGUAGUGAGCACGCAGCUGAACACAGAGCGCGCGCUCGGCAUCGUGGCGCGCAAUAUGGUGGCUAAAGCAAUGGUGGAAGAGUACAUGCGUGAAAUCUGUCUCCCUGUUACCGGGCUAAUUAUACCGUGUUACUAUGAACAUUUCCUGGAUGUCUUCAAGCCAUACAAGACCGGGCCGUCCGACUACGAAAUAGCUGUUCCCAUGGGAACGCACGUGUGGGAUAUCAUCAGUGUGGAUGACGUAGGAGAAGUUGUCCGCCAUGUUUUCAACAACAAGACUCAAUAUCUAAACAAGACACUGAGUCUUGCCGGGGAUAAACUGACCAUCAAGGAGAUCGCAGACAUUUUGACUCGACAACUAGCACCGAGAAAGUUUAAGGACAAGCAGAUCACUAUCAACGAGUACCAGUACCUGGGCUUACCAUGGUGCCGAGACUUCGCCGUUAUGUUUGACUUCUUCUGCAGAGUGGACCAAAGAUACAACGUCAACUCUACCAAGGAAAUUAACUCUGGUCUGCGGCAGUUUGAGGAUUGGGUCCGAGUGAACAGGGAUCGGAUAUGUCACGUUUUAGACCAAUCAACUCCUCAGGAUGGCUCAAUUUUGGACUGGACAUAAAAAAGAUCGAUGUCAGACUGACACAAAUUAGCUUACUGUGCCUAAUUUAAUAGCUAAAGUAAAAGUAUCCCUCAAUUCCUUUACACCCAGAGUACUUAAAGUCAUACAUAGUUUUAUUGUCAUCGUGCGCAAGGAUAUGCAAAUACACUUCAAAGAAAAUGUAGGACAAAUUCUUUUGCAAUGUUUAUUCAUGACAACACUGCGCUACGAGUAAUUCUACACCAUUUACGUUUAGUGAACGCUGUUAACAUCACUACAAUGUAUUCGUUUACCUAAUAA